Messenger RNA from Fusarium mangiferae, 615 nucleotides. RefSeq lists its product as uncharacterized. The record is from RefSeq and is a predicted model, not a curated record. The coding region runs from base 1 to 615 and encodes 204 amino acids. Lineage: Eukaryota; Fungi; Ascomycota; Sordariomycetes; Hypocreales; Nectriaceae. The transcript has 5 exons.
AUGCCCAAUGCGGCACUUUGCCCGCGGCUUUGUGGGAGUGUUGCCUUGGGCAUAUUGUGUUGUCUUUGUGGUGGCGGCGGACUGACCCCCUGCCCAGCGGGGGAGUCUCCCGAGCCAUUCGUGGCUCGUUUCAUGGCCAAGAUCAAGGUCCGCCGCCGUUUCGCGAAAGAUGCGAAGGCCAACGACGAGCACGGCUUGUCAGUCUCGAACGAGUGUGCAAGAAUAUGCAAUGCCUUUGUAGGCAGUGUGCCUGAAUCUAGCACCGACAACCAAAUCGCUGGUGCCUUCGGAAACAUGGCACUCCAGCAAGAUCCCCGCGGUGUCGACCGAGGUCGUCACCAGAGCUUCUUCGCUCUCAACGCUCCACAAGGAAACCCAUUUGCCGCAGCUGGCGCUGCCAGCAUACCAUUUCCCACUAGCCUUCAGCAACAGCCCUUUACUGGGCAGCACUUCGGUCUGCCAGGGACUUCGAACAGUCUCGAACGAGUGUGCAAGAACAUCCGAUCUCUUUACAGCCCAAAGCUUCCAGCAGUUCUUCACUGGGCAGCAGUUUGGUCCCCCAGGCGCGUCGAACACCCUGGCACUCACGAACCCAAACGGCUUCGGAAGGUUUGA